Nicotiana tabacum (common tobacco) is the source of this 2019-nucleotide messenger RNA. The record is from RefSeq and is a predicted model, not a curated record. Lineage: Eukaryota; Viridiplantae; Streptophyta; Magnoliopsida; Solanales; Solanaceae.
AUGUUAAUUUUAGGAAAAGAUAAGGAGCUGAUUGCAAAGUUGAAGAGAGAUUCAUCCAAGUCAUUUGAUAUGAAGAACUUGGGCCCAACACAACAAAAUCUAGGGAUGAAGAUAGUUCGCGAGCGAACAAGUAGAAAGGUGUGGUUGUAUCAAGAUAAGUACAUUGAAUGUGUACUGGAACACUUCAACAUGACGAGUACUAAUCCAAUCAGCACACCUCUUGUUAGUCAUCUGAAGUUGAGCGAGAAGAUGUGUUCUACAACAAGCGAGGAAAAAGAGAGCAUGGCUAGAGUUACAUAUUCUUCAGCAGUCGGAAGCCUGAUAUAUGCAAUGGUAUGCACCAGACCUGGUAUUACUCAUGUAGUUAGUAGGUUUCUCGAAAAUCAUGGAAAAGAACACUGGGAAGCAAUCAAGUGGAUACUCAGGUACCUGAGAGGUACCGUAGGAGACUAUUUGUAUUUUGGAGGAUCUGAUCCAAUCUUGAAGGGCUAUGAGAUGCUGAUAUACGGAGUACAUUACGCUACUGAAGCUGGCAAGGAGAUGAUAUUGCUUAAACUAUUUCUUCAAGAGCUUGGAUUGCAUCAAGAGGAGUAUGUCGUUUAUUGUGACAGUCAAAGUGCAAUAGACUUGACCAAGAACUCCAUAUACCAUGCAAGGACAAAGCAUAUCGAUGUGAGAUAUUAUUGGAUUCGUGAGCAAGUAAAGAACGAAUCUUUGCACGUCAAAAAUAUUCACACGAGUGAAAAUCCCGCGGAUAUGCUCACUAAGCUUCGGUACACCUUUUUUCGCAAUUUCCAAACAGCGCCGGUAUCCAUCUCGAGCUCGGCUGAGAACAAGAUGCAGGCAAUCACGAGAAAAUUAGGGCACCAAUCUCUGAAACAUUCACCUGCAAUUUCAUCUUUCAAGUCUCUCUACCCCCCCUCUGAUGAUCACUAUUGUGGUUCGCGGUUCGCAUCUAAUGUUGCCACCAGUGGUGGCGGACAUCUAGCUCGCAAGGGAACUGGUGGAAGAUCAUCUGUUAGUGGAAUCGUUGCUACAGUCUUUGGAGCUACUGGAUUUCUUGGGCGUUAUGUCGUCCAAGAGCUUGCUAAAAUGGGCACUCAAGUCUUGGUUCCUUUCCGUGGAUCUGAGGAUUCUCCUCGUCAUCUCAAGUUAAUGGGCGACUUAGGACAGAUUGUUCCUAUGAAAUACAAUCCCAGGGAUGAAAAUUCAGUUAAAGCUGUGAUGGCAAAAGCUAAUGUUGUGAUCAAUCUCAUUGGAAGGGAAUAUGAGACCAGAAAUUACAGCUUUGAGGAAGUCAACCACCAUAUGGCUGAACAGCUUGCAAUGAUAGCCAAAGAACACGGUGGUAUCAUCAGAUUUAUUCAAGUUUCUUGCUUGGGGGUGUCUCCUACAUCCCCAUCUAGAAUGCUCAGAGCUAAAGCUGCGGGUGAAGUUGCUGAUCUGCUCACUCAUCUUCAGGUGACCAUAAUGCGUCCAGCAGUGAUGAUUGGUACAGAAGAUAGAAUUCUGAAUCCAUGGGCACACUUUGCAAAGAAAUAUGGUUUUAUCCCUCUGUUCGGAGAUGGUUCGACAAAAAUUCAACCUGUAUUCGUUGCCGAUGUUGCUUCUGCAAUUGUUGCUUCUUUGAAAGACAAUGGUAUCAGCAUGGGAAAAGUUUAUGAACUUGGUGGCCCAGAUGUUUACACUAUGCAUGAAUUGGCAGAGCUCAUGUUUGAUAUGAUCCGUGAAUGGCCGCGCUAUGUGAAUGUUCCUUUUCCUAUUGCUAAGGCAAGUUCUUAAAUGGAUGGUUUCUCUAUGGCUCAAUAACAACUUUUUGUCACUAUUUAUUUUCUCGAACCAAGUUUUCAAACACAUCUGCUUCUAUAUUCACUUUAUAUGUUUCUUGUCUUGUAAGUGGGUCUAUCUGUUACUUUAGGUGUCUCAUUUUUGGUUUAUGGAAGUUUUGGAUUUGGAAACCUGCUCGUAUCUCUGGGUAUGCGAAUGUUGUAGCUCUUAGCUAAGUGCUCCUUAUGUUAC